UGGAAAUACUUCCCGUUUACUUACAAACGUGUGAAUGAGCUAGAAUAUGUAUAUUUAAAAUGUGGCAUAUAUAUAAACGUACCUUGUUCAACAUUCCUGCCCACCUUUUGUAGCUUUUUUAUUUACAAGAUUAAUUUGAAAUGUCACCGCCACAGAAGACGUACACUUUAUGGCUCUUUAUGCUGAUUUUGUUCUGCUCAAGGAUUUUUCCAAUCGCAUAUUUUGUUGUGGUACUCAUAAACCAUAUUGCAUGGGAAUAUAAUGUACCCAGCCACGGUUUUCAUUUGGAAUAUUUUUCUGCUAAGCCGAUUGUAAAUAAUUCCUCCAUCUACAAGUUAAUGGCGGCAGCUGUUGAUGAGGACAACAAAAGUAUUUAUGAAUCUCAUCAGCUCAAUCAGAAUAUAUUUAAACUUGAUCUACCCCAGCCAGAAAUUUACUUUCAGACAGUUUUAAUAUACGCAGUUCCAAUUCCACAAAAUGCGUCCGAAACAGGUAUACAUCUCGGCAACACUAUGUUGAAUACUUCAUCUUACACUUCUUCUCACGGAGUUCAAGAACAGACUGCACAUGGUUUCUCAGUGAGCGGUGAUAAUUCUACAGACAUAACUACUAAUGGAACCAGUGAAGAGACAGGCCAGACAUCAGUGACAAACGAUAGUCAGUUAAACAACUCAGGACGCUUACCAACUAACCACAUCCAAGAAGACCCUUCACAGAACGUUGGACCUGGAAAUGAUCAAAUAAACACUUCAGUAGAUUCGAUUGACCAUGAACCCCUAGAAGCUGGCCGAACCCAAACUACUGAUGAUACCCAGGUCCAGACUUGUUCAGACACGGGUAGUCAUAGAUCCCAAGCUGAACCUGAUCAGACUUUAGCAGACCAACUACGACUUGGAACUUUAAGAAAUAUGUGGCCCUUUUACCUACCUCGUGUAACAGAAAUGGAAGAUUCGGAUGAACCGACUUCGAAUGAAACAGGGCAUUUAUGACUGUGUCCUACUCUAAAUCACAACAGAUAUAGGGAAAUAAAAGGUUUAAAUUCCAAUGGAGUGAGCAAAAGGUUAUAUCUUUAACUUUUUAAUUAAAUGAAAUAGUCUGCAAUCAUUCGAGACAUACAGUCUUUUCAUUCAUUUCUUUAUUUUCUUAGUUUAUUUCCGCUUUGAUUUAUAUUCUAGACUAAGCCAUAGUGUGUUACACAAUGCGCCAAUGUCCAGAGAAAAUGACCGCAAAGAAUCAACAUAUUCCAUACUAAUACUCAAAUAAGAGCGUUUUUUUAUAUGUAAGUUUAAUUUUUUUUUAAAUGUAAAAGUUGUAAAGUAAUUUACUUGUUAUUAUUAGACUGACAUCAGUUUAAUUUUGGUAAAAUGCAUCAAUAUUCAUUUAAAUAUUCCAUAAUGUGAUAUUUUAGGUACUAGAUCAGCUCCCAAAAGCAACAGGUAAAUACAUAUAACAGAGCAUAAUUUACUUCUUUUGAUAAUGAUGGAAUGGCAGCCUAUGUAUCCUUUUAAUACUAUACACUCGUUGUCUACAAAAUUCUACAAAAACCUAAUUUGGAAGGUAAACUUACAAAAGCUGAUCUAGAGAAAGUAGUGAGGUCUGGUCCAAAGAUAGAUAUACAGGAACGGCGCUUUAAUGAAAAAAGGAAUGAGAAAUGAAGUCAAUGACUCAAAAAGAGGAAUACCAGAGGUUCGAUUUCUAACAUGAUGAUACUUAGCAAAUCAGUUGAACAUUUUUGGAUUUUUGAGAGUACAUUCAUUUCAAUUGUUAAAUCAUCUUGAUAUUUGCACUUCAUAUUUGUCUCUUCAUGUAUAUUCCAUGCAUUAAACUUUAAAAAAAGUACACAUUCCAAUGAAGAUACUCAAAACAACAUUGUCGUAUCACGUACUCCUAGCAGUACUACAACACAGCAACCUGACAGUUAUCCAACAGAUCAAAAACAGUCAGCCAUUAAAGGGGCAUCGAAUCUUACUAAUAAAGAUGACAAAAGCAAAGAAUCGGCAAAAGACGACUAAUAAUAUCUGUGUAACAUCAUUUGUAGUUUUUUUUUCAAAAACAUUUUUUACAUUACACCUGCAUUGAACCAUUUAGUGAAAAACGAAUGUUUUGUGAUCCAUACUCAUUUUAAUAGGAUGUUGGGAAUUAGAGUAAUGUGAAUGUAUUGCAAGAGGUAUUAAAACAGCUAUUUACAUGUAUAUUUUUUUAAGACAAAAUGUUUUUUAUAAAUAAUUUCCUAUUCUGUGCAACAGGUGAUUGUACAUCUAUUAACUGUAAUUUACUGCAGAAUAAAUUUAGACAUAUAUUAUUUAUUCGUUGAUGUUAUGAGUUGAUAAUUGACACGUAUGUUGCCAAUAGUAAUUAUUCAAGUAGUUUAUCUGUCUUUUUUUAAAAAAUAAACUGCUUUGAAAAGCUAUAAAUUAUAUUGUUACAACUGUAUUUAAAUACCGUUGUACAUUUUCAAUAAUGUAUUACCUUUUGGUGGCUUCUGAUGUUAUUUAAAACGUUGGCUACAUUGUCUUUAGUUUUCAUCUCAUAUUCUUAUUGUGAGUUCUGGCCAUCUAAAUGAGUUGAUAUGUCUGUGUUUUUGUACAAAAUUACAUAUUGUAUUUGAUUUGAAACGAUUCUUUAGCACGAGCAUAAUUACGUUCAACAACAUGCUUUAAGAUUUUGUAAUGUACUGUCAAAUAUAAAUUCUGAAGCACUUAAAUAUAUUCGUAUAAUUAUAAUUAUUAGAUUGUUCUCUACAAACAUAA
Messenger RNA from Magallana angulata, 2750 nucleotides. RefSeq lists its product as uncharacterized. The transcript is spliced from 6 exons. The record is from RefSeq and is a predicted model, not a curated record. Lineage: Eukaryota; Metazoa; Mollusca; Bivalvia; Ostreida; Ostreidae. Bases 141 to 989 code for a protein of 282 amino acids.